AUGGAUCACUCAACCCUAGUCUUCGCAUCCGUCUUCCCGGUCCUGUCCUUCUCGCACAGCACGCCCACGCCGGUUGCGACGCCGGACCUAGGUUCCACCGCGCCAGGCAACUCGUUUGGGAGUCCCUAUGCACUGCGCAAUACCGACGCACGAGGCCAAGGCCAAGGACAACACCGAACGGUCCGGCGCAACCUUGCAUGGAGCUGUGCUACGAGAUUCCUAAGCUUGCCCCAGGACGUGUCUUUUGCUCCACGGAUACAAAAGAAUAGAGAGGUGGAAGAGGCACUGAAUUACCUGUUGGUUGGCGAGGGCAAGAGCGAGGACGGCAACGAAGAAAGCCUGGUGGAAUGGUAUACGAACGAGUGCCGGCUACACUUUGCGAACCAUGUCAGACCAGGGCUGGAGGAUUUGUGGGGGCAAAAAGUCGAACUGCAGUGCGCAUGGGACAUACUUGACGAGACUCAGCGCACUCUCGAGCAGGUGCAGAAUGUGUACCUGGAGCCCUUUACCGAGCACUUGCUGCUGGUUUUACAGCAAAACGCAAGUAGCUCGACACUUUGGCCCAACAAGCAAACGCAGACUGCUGAUGCCGAUGCGGUGAGUGCGGUGGAUUGGAAGUUUCGAAGCGAUAUCCAGGCGGUUUUUGCGUACUGUCUGCCGCUGCAGCGGUACUCGAAGACGCUCAGUUAUGUCCUGUACGAUGCGGGAUGUAGAUUGUUCCGGAUCUACAACCGACAGGACGGCAUGGAGACGAGAUCUCAGGACACAAAGAAGGUUAGAAAGCGAAUGACGACGCUUCUCCAAGGACUGGAGCGCAGUGGGCUGGGCGGUGACAGCGCGCAAAAGGCUUUUGCGCAUGCGAUGACCAAGCUGGUGGAUUCGUUUAUUGGGAGCCAUUACCUCAAGGUUGAUUGGUAUUCCAAGAAGACUGUUGUGCCGCAGUUGAAGCUGUGGAUCCAGGACGGCUUUUGUCCGCUUGUCGAGCUGGUGCUGGAAUGCCUGAGAUGCGAGCAGAGUAGCAUUCUACCGACCGAAGUUUCCUCGUGGCAGGAGAUGGCGCUCGGUAGGCUGGGAAGAGCGCGAGUUGACGACUUGUUUGAUUUUGUCAUCAAUUGGGAUAAGAGCAUGGGCGCUAUCCUGGACAUCAAGGAGUACCUCAAGGUUACAAAUGCGAAACAGCAUCUUACGUCGAGCUUUUCACAGCAAAUAUCGAGACGCUUACUGCAUCCUGGAGCUACGACAACGUAUAUCCUGAAUGUGUACAUCUCCAUUAUUCGCUCUUUCCAUGAGUUGGAGCCCAAGGGAGUGCUGCUCGAACGAGUAGCGAGACCGAUUCGAAGGUACCUGAAGGAACGCGAUAACACAGCCCGGAUUAUUAUACUAAGUCUGCUUACUGAUCUCAACGACGAGACAGGCAGCAAGUUCUCUUCCAACAGCGAGCUUUCAUACGAAAUCGCAAGCGAAAUGGCGAAGCCUUUUGCAAACUUUGGGCAAGAUGCCGACGAGGAGCUCAACUGGAACGACAUGAAUUGGCAGCCAUUGCCCCAAGACGCCUCGCCAGAUUACAAAAAGUCAAAGGUCGAGGACGUCAUCUGGUUCCUGCUGACCUUGUGGGAACGCGAUGACUUUAUUAAUGAGCUGAAGAACAUAUAUGGAGAUCACUUGCUUAGGUGCCAGGACCCAGAGUAUGUCAAGGAGAUUAGGCUGCUGGAGCUGAUCAAGGUACGACUGGGAGAUGACAAGCUACAAGCAUGUGAAGUCAUGCUGCGCGACGUCCUUGAGUCCAGGCGUAUCAACAGCACAAUCCGUACAACCAUCAAUACACCAGCUUCAAACUCGCUGGUUACGCCGGAUAAUCGUAGUAAGGGGCCUCAGACACCAGAUGGUCGGCAACCAAGAACACCACGGCCUCGUCGUGGAACGAGGUCAACCAAAAAUGCUACACCUUCUGGCCCGACUACAGCGCCACCUGCUGGUCCUACACUCAACGCACAGAUUCUAUCGUCGUUCUUUUGGCCACAACUGCGCGAUGAUACGUUCCGCGUGCCCGCACAGAUUGAUGCGUUGCAAAAGGAGUACGAAUCGCGCUUCGAACGCAUCAAAGGCAUGCGCAAGCUGCGCUGGAUGAACGCCCUAGGCACUAGCUCCAUAACGCUCAGCUUCGCCGACCGCACAGAAGAAUUCGACAACCUCACCCCCUGGCAAGUCAGCGUCAUCUACGCCUUCCAGCCCCAACCCGGCGAAGAAGCGCAAAGCACCGCCGCCAAACGCGACGAAGGCACCACGCGCACCGUAUCCCAACUCGAAGAAAUGCUCGAAAUGGACGAGUCCCUCGUCCACCAAGCCCUCAGCUUCUGGGUCGGAAAAUCCGUCCUCCGAUUCCACCCCCCAUGCACCUACUCCACCAUCGAGUCGCUCCCCAAAGCCUCAUCGAAAACCGGUGCCAACGACGCCGAUGCCGCGGCCGCCGCAGAGGAACGCGCAGCCAUCCAGGCCGACACAACAAACAACACGGUUAAAUCCCAGAGCGAAAUGCUCGAGCAGAAGAAAGAUAUCUACACGGCGUUUAUCCUCGGGAUGCUGACCAACCAGGGUAACAUGAAUGCCGGCCGUAUUGCAAUGAUGAUGCGGAUGAUGGUUCAGGGAGGCUUUCCGUUUGGCGCUGAGGAGGUGGGUUGGUUGCUCGAGCAGUUGGAGGCCAAGGGGAAAGUGGUUAGGGUUGGCGGCGAUGUUUGGGGUAUCAGGAAGUAA
Molecule: messenger RNA, 2751 nt
Organism: Exserohilum turcica Et28A
Lineage: Eukaryota; Fungi; Ascomycota; Dothideomycetes; Pleosporales; Pleosporaceae
Exons: 1
Coding region: 1-2751 (916 amino acids)
Biological process (GO): ubiquitin-dependent protein catabolic process
Cellular component (GO): anaphase-promoting complex
Molecular function (GO): ubiquitin protein ligase binding
Source: RefSeq, a predicted model, not a curated record